UCCACAUGCAAAUUUCAUGGGAUCUCUUUUGUCAAUUGCAGCAGGCAAAGCAUAGCUUGCCAUGAGCUGUUAGGCCAUUCUGAUGAGGAUCUUUGGACCACAUGCAGAAAUCAUGAUCGACAGAGAAGAGUGACGCCUUUCCUGAGUUCAUGAGUUGGUUGUUUCGUUGGUGGUAUCGGCAUUCAGACCAGUAUCCCGAGACAGAAAACAAGCCAGAUUCAGCGAAGAUGGCGACCCCAACAGUGCCAAAGUCUGCAGCCGUAAAAGCAGCGACUCCGGUAGCAAAAGUAGGCGAAUCGGCCAAAAGUAAACAGCCCGCUGGAAUGGGCAAGGCGGCUCAAAGUAGACCGGCGAGUUCCACUGGCGCUGCGAAGUCAACACCAGGCAAGUCGUUAACUGGCCAAUCACAGUCUGGUAAGCUUCCAACUGGCCAAUCAAGAACCGGUAAAGUCCAAGUCGGCAGCCCAUCAGCAUCCAGCAAGAAUCCCAGCAGCCAAUCAGGCGGCACGAAACCAAGCCCAGCCCAGUCUGGCAAGUCCGUCUUCAUUAAGUCAGCAAUCACUAACACUGGAAACGGCAAAUCACCGUCAGGUCAACCGUCGCCUAUUCGUUCGUCGCCUGCAAGCAAAAUCUCUCUCGGCCAAUCGUCACCCAGAAAGUCUAUCUUCGGCCAAUCGGGAGGCGUGAAGCUAGGAUCGUCGCAGUCGCCCAGCAAAACUUUCUUUGGGAAGUCGUCGGUCAUGAAGACCAUCGGAUCGGGCCAGUUCGAUCUGCCCCUGGCUCUCAGGAAGAAACGAAGGCCAAAUGCAGGAAUGAAAAGAGAGGCACCCGUUUUCAUGGACAUCAACUUCAGCUCGAAUAAAUCGCCCAAAGACGGCAAGACGGCGCCGAAGCGCAAACUAAGCCAGACCAGUCCCAACAGCAACAAGGUUAGCCUGAAAAACAAGGCUGACUACGUGCCUCCAUCGAGCAAGAAGAGGAAAAUAGUCCGAUCCAACCGAGACCAGGAUUCCAGGAAUGACUUCUAUUGCUGGGUUUGUCACAAGGAAGGCUCUGUCAUCUGCUGUGAGUUGUGCCCACGGGUUUACCACCCCAGGUGUGCCAAGGUGGAGGGGGACCCUGUGGGGGACUGGUUCUGCCCGGAAUGCGAGCGAGCGACCAAUGCCGAGUGCAUUGACUCACAGUCUCCAGCCAUGUCAUCACUGACUCAGAACCAGCUGGCCAAACUACUCUUUUAUGCACUCAAGAGAAUGAGACACACCGGGGCUGAACCAUUUUUGAAGCCAGUCAACACUCAACAGAAUCCGGGCUAUGAGGAGUUUGUCUUCAAUCCCAUGGACCUGUCAACCCUCGAAAAGAACAUCAAAAAGCACAUGUAUGGUAGUACAGAGGCUUUUCAUCUGGAUGCAAAAUGGAUCCUGCACAACUGCAUUGUCUUCAACGGAUCGCAUCACAAGUUAACUAACAGUGCACGGAUGAUCAUCAAGAUCUGUGAAUACGAAAUGAAGGAGAUUGAAAUCUGCCCAGACUGCUACUUGUCGGCCAGUGUGAAAAACAGCAAAUGGUUCUGCGAAGUCUGUCGGGAUCCUCACAAGCUGGUCUGGGCCAGGCUACAGGGCUUCCCCUUCUGGCCUUCUAAGGUCAUCCGGGAGAAGGACGGACUUCUAGACGUCCGCUUCUUCGGGCAGCAUGACAGGGCUUGGGUUCCUGUCUCCAGCUGCUACAUGUACUGUCCGGAGAUCCCCAACCCUUCCAAGAAGAAGACAACGGGUCUCAGCACCUCCAUCAUGGAGAUGGAACUCCACAUCGAAAACCUAAAAAAGGCCUUCGGCAAAGACUGCUUCCGGUACGCACCCCACCGGACCCCCUACGGGAAGUUUGAGUGCCUGUCCCUUGACCCCAAAGGCAGGGAAAAGUGGACGGAGAGCCAAUCUGAGAUACUGAUGAAUGGCAUCAGCGGCAGGAGUAGACUGCAACCAGACCCGGCCCCUUCCACUGUGAAAGUCAAGACGGAACCAGAUUCACAGGAGGCUGAUGGAAAAGUAGAUGUUGGAAAACCGUCGGAUGGUCUGCCAGGUCAACUGGUAAAGGACACAGUACUAGACAAAGAAUCUCCAGGAAACGAAAAGGAUUCAAGUCAGGACUCUGCAGACAAAAUAUCGUCUGGAAAUGGCAACGAUGCUGGUAAGGAUAAACAACCAGACUCGGAUUCGUCGAUUAAGGAUGCGCAGAUCAACUCCGAUACACCUAGCACCAAGAUUGGAGCACCACAAACAGUUAGACGUCAAAUCUUCAACAUCUCUAGGAAAAGAACGGUAGGCGUGGAUAAGCCAACAACACAGGUUAAAGACACUGCGGAGGCAAGCUCUGCCUCUGGAAGUAAGCCCGACUUGGGGAAUGUUGAGAGUGAUGACAGCUCGUUGUCGUCUCCCAGCAAGGCACCGGCUGGCGUGUUCGAAGUCAGCGACGAGAGCCUAGAUGUGGAUCCUGAGGUGGAAGCCCAGUCGCCAGCCGUGCAGCUCUUGGGCAAAGCCCAUGUAUCCGCCAACGACUUUGCCAGGAGCCUUGCCAUCAAGCUGAACAAGGUCAGCCCAAGGUCCCUGGGGAAGAUGGGGAGGCAGGGCAGUCAAGAUGCUAAUCAAGCAGAAGAAGACAAAAAGGAACAUUUGAUGGACCUAGAGGAGCAAAGUAGCGAGUCUACAGAGAAGGACACUGCAGCUAAAAUCUCUUCAACUUCACAGGAUAAACCAUCUGUAGAUCAAAACGAAGAGAUGCCAAAAGCUGAUACCUCACCAAAGCCUUCACCCUCCAUCCCUGAUGUGGAUGAUAAAAACUCAAAAGACUCAGCUCUUCCAAAGACCCCUGCGGUUGACUCCUCGGAGAAGGCUCAGGACGAGGACAUCCCAAGCACCUCCCAGUCCUUACCCAGGAAGGACAAGUUCCACAUCAAGCUGGUCAAGACAAUUGAGACCAUGAAGGCCUCCCUGGGCAUUGAGAGGCUUCACAGUGUCGACAAAGAGACCUCCGAUUCAGAGUCUUCAGCCGCCGACUUGGACUCAGACUCUAGCGAAGCCGAACACUCAGAUGAGUCAGACAUGGAGGUUGAUGAGGACCAAGGCCCAAGUGUAGCCAAGAAGAGAGCUGAUAGCCCAAACAGGGAUGGGUCGGAGAAGGCGACUACAUCAAGGGAAGAUACUUCAACGAGAUUGGCGAAGACAUCUGCUGAAGACACUGACAACCAAGAUCCCAGUACCGACACAAACGGUAAACAACUCCCGAAGGACCGAACUGAUCCUGACAGAAAUAAUGCCAAGGCAUCUCAAAAUGUAGCAGAUGAUGGCAAAGGCCCUAGUUCAUCCAAGAAACCGUGGGUGGAUCAAGACAUUGACCUUCUUAUGAGCUGCCAUUCUGAGAUGUCCGGUUCAGAGGAAGGCGAGCUGGUUAUCGACGAGUCACAAACCACUAGCCAAGCUGACACAAGACCAAGCAAAAAGGCCAGACUGUCCAAAUCAAACACUAUCAAAAGGAAAGACUCUACUGCCAAUAAGCUGGAGCAGUCUAGUGAAGCUCUGAAAAUGGACGUCCAUGAAGAUUCAACGCCAAUGGAAACGGACGACGUCAUUCUUCUGUCGGACCCCUUUGAGAGUCAUGGGACUGACCAGCCUGACCAAAGCACAACACGGCAAGAGAAAACUGCCUCUCCUGUACCCAGCGUGCAUGAAAAGGAGUCGAAACGUGAAGAGGAGUCCAAGCACGAAGAGGAGUCGAAACACGAGGAGGAGUCAAAACACGAAGAGGACUCAAGACACAACGAGGAGUCCAAACAUGAAGAGGAGUCCAAACACGAAGAGGAGUCAAAACACGAAGAGGGAUCAUCUCUCCAAGAGGGAGCAUCAGUCGAAGAGAAGCCAAGACUCGAAGACUCAGCCACAACUGAAGAAGAAACAAUAAAUACCACCAAGCGUCUUAGCCCAGCACCAAUCAACCUAUCCUCUGAUAAGUCAGCAACUUCAGGUGACAAAUCCACACCUCCAAAUGAUGAAUCAGCACCUUCAAAAGACAUCUCAAAGGACGAUAAUUCGCAGACUGACAACAUGCAAACUGCCGAGAGCAGCAAGAGCACAGUUCCCAUGCCUCCAAAAUCAGAUCUUCCACCUGCCAACCCCGCAACAUCCCCCACCACGUUCCUGUCUUCCUUCCCAAAGAUUGUUGAGACGCUGCAGGCCGUUAAAAGGCCAUUGGUUAUUGUACCUGAUCCUUCACCAAAGGUCGCUGAAGAACCCGUUGAAAGUCCAACAGUGACUAUCUCAACAACGGAGGCUGCGAGUACCUCAGGUAGCAGUGAGACUGUUGAGGGGCCACAGACAACUCCCAUAGACAAGGAUGUCUCCAUGAAAACCUUUUAUAAGAAGUACAUCGAGAAAAUUUCAACAUCUGUGGGAGGGAUCCUUGAAGACUUGUGCAGCGACCUUGCGGAGGGGAAGUUGGUAAAGGAAGCCAAGGCGAGCAUUGAGGAGUUGAAGGCCAAGGUGCAGCAGCUGACCUGGGAGAGGGACCAAGAGCGGAAGGAAUUCAAACAGAUCAUGGAUCUGGCAGUAGCGGAGAUGAAGGAAUGCAUGAUGGAGGAGUCCAACGUUGCCCUGAUCAACCUGAGGAACCAACUGGAGGCGGAGAAACAAGACGAGAUCCGCAAGACUAAGACCAAACAAUGGUGCGCUAACUGCGGUAAGGACGCCGUCUUCUUCUGUUGCUGGAACACCAGCUACUGCGACUACCCCUGCCAGCAGACCCACUGGGCGCAGCACCGCAACGUAUGCCAGCAGCGAGUGCUUGGGAACAACGCAGCACAGCAGGUACAGCAAGCACCCAACAAACAGCAGCAGCAGAUUACUACGUCUUCCACCGCAUCGGCAUCCAGCACGUCGGAUAUAAUGCAAAUCGUUUCCCCCGCCGCGGGAAACAGCGCGGCGGAACAGCUCAGAAUAAUCUCUGAGCAGCAGGCCAAUCAGACUGGUAGCCUAGCUAAUCAGCCAAACCAGCCAGUACCCAUGCAGCUCCACUCCAACUUACAGCCCACCAUCCAACAGCAACUCAACCAGUCGGCUAACCAUCAGGCACUCCACCAACUCAACCAGCCUGCCAACCAACCGCAGCAGCAACAACCACCACUACACCAGACCCUACAGCAGCAAGUGCAGCAGGUUAUGCAACAGCCGAUGCCACCGGCGAACACCCAACCCAUGCAGACUUUGAUCCAGUACGUCCAAGCCCCGCGGAUGUCUGCUCCCUUACCGGUCCGACAGAUGCUCAACCACCACCCUUACACCCUGCCACAGGGGAGGAUCAUCGGUAACGGAAUGCGCGUGGUCAGACCUUAAUUACGGACCAGUUUUUGUGGUUCUUUCUUUAACUAUGGACCUUUGACAUCUUAAAAACCUAGACCUGACAUUUGUAUGUUUUUACGUUGUGCGUUUCUGAUAUCAAAACGCUGCAUUCUAUAACCGCCAUCUUGUGUACAGAUGCUCAUUCUGAUCGUAAAUAAGGCACGCAUCGUACAAUGAGCGUAAUUCGCGUACAGGAUGCCGCUUACAGGAUGCAACGUCUUGAUAUCAGAAAUUGCAGGCAAGUGUAGGGUCUAGGUUUUUAAGAUGUCUGUGCUAUGGACUCCGUACACAAGUACCCGCUCAACGUUACAAAGUUAGAGUUGGGGAGACCAUUGGGAGGAAGAUUCAAAUGUAUCCCCAUCGUGUCCAGCACUCACGCGAAGACGUCACUGGUUUAUGCUCAUUGGGAAUAAAGAUAAUGCGUACUUUGCGCCAUACGUGCAUAAACCAGUGCGCAUGGUGAAAGUGGUUAAAGAGCGCCAUCUUUUGUUUGCGCAAGGAGUCCAUAUGGUUCCAAGCUCAUCCCAAAGAUAGUGUGCUUAUACUGUUAACAUGAAUAACCUUAGCAAUACCCUAUAUGCUUAAAACUGUUUGUAAAAGUCAGAGGACCUGAACGAGGUUUUGUAUGUAGCAGAUGCCUAAAAAUUACCAGGCUCCGGAACUUUUAUAAUUUGUAAAUUUCAGAUCACUUCAGUCAGUAAGCAGUUCACAGCAGCUUUUCGUGUCUUAAGAACCAUAUAAACCCUCCUCAAUCCUCCUCAAUCCUCCAAGUGUUUUGGAGGAUUUUUGAGGAUUGAGGCUGAACGGCAAAAAAAGUGUCAGUUGAUUUUGGAGGAUGCAUUGUGUCGAGUUCGUAGGCCGUACCCAGCAUUGUUUAUCAGCCAUGCACAAGCCCUGUAUUAUGCUCGUUAUCAUCCGCACUGCUUCUGAAUGUCAUCGGCACUGCCUCAACAACCCAUUAACAGCGAUUGUCAGAGAAUUUUGAAGGAUUGAGGAAAUGGUCACCCCUCCACUGAACAAAUUCAAGAAACGAUAAAUGAUUUUGGAGUACUGAGGCUGAAUCCAAUUUUUACAUGGUAGCAGUUGGAGGAUUUUGCGGGAUUGAGUAUGGUUCCUAGCCAAAAGGGCCUAGGGGGUUAGGGUUAAUUGAGUUUUGGAAAAGAAUGGAUGAAAACAUACACGCCAUUAUCAAACAUUUAUCAGCAUUCUCGCUAGCUUUACUUAUAGCUUAAUUCUGCAAGCAUAGUUUACCUUAUGACUUGUAUAAAUGUGUGUCAAGCCUGUCUAUACACAUUUGGACUUUUGUUUUGUUUAAUUGCUGUAUUAAAAGAUACAAGCGAUAUAAGUUUGCAACUAUAAAGAAAGGCCUGUCAGCCCAAUCUUCGCGACAACAAACACCUCAAACAUGGCUGCUGAACGGAAAGUCUAUUCACUUUGUCACAAAAGAAAAAAAGGAAAGAAUAAGAGGGAAAAAAAUCUGUUUUUCUCAAACUGCCGAAUUCUGUACAGUUGUUAUUUCCUUUAAGUGGUCUCACUUGUUCUUUGUUUCAUACAUUUCUAUCCAUAAACUUGAAGUUCUCCAUAAAGUUGAUAGUUGAUUCUGUAAAUAUUGUUUUUUUUAUAUUUCAAUUUUGACCACAGCUCCAAGAGUUUGUUAAAGUGAUGUUCUGGUGUUAAUGCAUUUUUCAUUGUUUAAAGUUGUUAGAUGAAAUCAGCAUUACUUUGUAAUUUUUCUCUGGUUAAAGAGAGUUUUUUUCACUGAAAGUUGAUCACUGAUCACAAAAAAUUGAAACCUUCAUUUGUAUGGUGUUCUUUUGUAAAAGUAUACUCAGCUCAGUUUUUGCUUUUGCGAAAACAGGUCACUUGCUAAGGCUUUUCUAGUGGCUAGGCUGCAUCUUGGACGCAUCAACAUUAACAAACCAUUGUAAAUACCCUUUAGCCUUAGCCCCAAACUUGGAAACAGCCUUAGAUUCUCUGCCUUGCCGUUUGCUUUAAAAGCAAUCCAUUGGAUAUUAUAAAGCAGUACAUCGAAAAGCGCUUCUCGAGUCGUUUUUUAUUCCUGAUGUUUUUCCUCAUCUCUACUCAGAAAAUGUGUUAAAAAUGUUCACAUGAAGUUAAAAGGUGAGCCACUUUAUUCUUAAAAUGACAUGGUCAUAAUUCUCUUGUAUAAACUUUGUUAUGAUGUACAGUUUCCUUUGUUGUAAGGGGAAAAAAAAACAUUACAUAAGCUGCUGGGCAUUCAGCCAGAAAACACUGCGGAAAAGAUCGUUGUAAAGACAAGACAGGUAGUUGCUCAAGAAGCGUCGGAAAUAGACGGCCAGAAAAAAGGAUUAUGUAGACCCUUUUAAAGGAACUAGUUGUGAAUCAAGAAUAGUUCACAUCUGUGUGGUUCACUCGUAAUUGAUUGCUCGUUUUUGUACAGCGCUGU
This is a messenger RNA of Patiria miniata (bat star), 7812 nucleotides long. RefSeq names its product protein kinase C-binding protein 1-like (gene zmynd8). The record is from RefSeq and is a predicted model, not a curated record. Lineage: Eukaryota; Metazoa; Echinodermata; Asteroidea; Valvatida; Asterinidae. Bases 150 to 5378 code for a protein of 1742 amino acids. Gene Ontology annotation, molecular function: protein binding. Gene Ontology annotation, biological process: regulation of DNA-templated transcription. The transcript is spliced from 17 exons.